Messenger RNA from Helicoverpa zea (corn earworm), 10622 nucleotides. It is a transcript of the gene fry, whose product is annotated as protein furry. NCBI's taxonomy places the organism in Eukaryota, Metazoa, Arthropoda, Insecta, Lepidoptera, Noctuidae. The record is from RefSeq and is a predicted model, not a curated record. Gene Ontology annotation, biological process: cell morphogenesis; neuron projection development. Bases 260 to 9412 code for a protein of 3050 amino acids. The transcript is spliced from 59 exons. Gene Ontology annotation, cellular component: site of polarized growth; cell cortex.
UUUAGUUGCGUUAUGCAUGCAUGAUUGGGAAAAGAUUUUUUUAUCAGAUGAGAUUACUGUUUUCAACAAUUGCUAUAGUUUGGUAAUAUAAUAAAGAAUAUCUAUUUUGGUGACAGCAACAGACACAGUCGGUGAUUUUCAAUCAAGCGUCGUAACGACAAUAUUUAGAUUCAUUGCGGCUGAAAGGAAAGAUGCGAGAAGAUGAUUGACUCUACAUAGAAGAACUUGAAGAUUAACAGUGAUAUAGAAAAACGUAAAGAUGAUGACAUCAGAGGAAUCCGACUCCCUAAGCACAGUCCCAUCAGAAGGGCAUCCUGAAGAUGUGUCAGCUUCAGGCACAGAAGAUGCGCCUUCAUCCAUGGUGUCCAGCGAGGCGGAGUCAGAAGGCAGCGUGUUAUCAGAGGCGAGGCACGAUGGCGAAGCUCAUACGUUCACAAGCGACCCCGUCACAGAGAUGACCAGCUCACAUACUGAGAAACCGAUGCCGCCGGUCAGUGAUUGGAGAAAUGUUGGCUCUACUGUCGGCGUUACUCCAUUCGUGCCUAAAGGAUCGAUGCUGCCAUGGGGUGGACACAAAGGUCCUGUGCCACCAGCUGACUCCGACCUGCGUCCGGGCGAAUUUGUAAUGAGACUGCUCUUUACUGAGUUCACCGUGCAAGCUGAAAGGAAGAUGGAGGCUGUUAUGGCUGAACCACUUGAAAAGCCACUAGCGAAAACAUUACAACGUGGUGAGGACCCACAAUUGGACCAAAUACUUCAGGCGUUUGGUACCGUCGCCGAACACUGUCUGCCUUCCUUACUGCGCGCGUUAUUCGGCUGGCUGGAGCGACAAAUGGCAGACUCGCCGCAACUCAGUGAACAAGCUAAGAAACCACACCAGGAUCUCAGAAACAAAAGCAUAAUAUACAUAGUGUCAGGCAGUGGCGCCGGCACUGAAACCGUAGAGCGCAGCUGCGAAGAGUUACAAGCGGAGAGACGGGACCUUGCAGUAGAGUUCCUAUUCUGUCUCGCUUUAAUAGAAGUACUGAAACAGUUGCCUUUUCACCCGGGCCAUGAAGACCUUGUACAAUACAUAGAGAAUGUGGCGUUCAAACGGUUCAACUAUAAAGAAGGGUUGCAAUCAAAUCCGAACGCCGCCAACGUGCACUUAAUAGCUGAUCUAUACGCUGAAGUUGUGGCGGUACUCGCACAGUCACGAUUCGCUUCAGUCAGGAAGCGGUUUACUGCCGAACUGAAGGAACUGAAAAGUCGUGAGCCAUCUCCGCAUACGACGCAAAGCAUCAUCUCUCUUCUAAUGGGCAUGAAGUUCUUCCGUGUGAAGAUGGUGCCUAUCGAGGAGUUCGAAGCCUCGUUUCAGUUCCUUCAGGAGUGUGCGCAGUAUUUUCUAGAAGUAAAAGAUAAAGAUAUCCGACAUGCUCUAGCUGGACUCUUCGUUGAAAUUCUCGUGCCAGUUGCAGCGACUGUCAAGAACGAAGUGAAUGUUCCCUGUCUGAAGAACUUCGUAGAGAUGCUGUACAGCCACACUUUGGACGCCAGUACUAAGUCCAAGCAUCGGUUGGCGUUGUUCCCGCUGGUCACCUGUCUCCUGUGCGUUUCACAAAAACAAUUCUUCUUGGCUAAUUGGCAUUGCUUCUUGGCCAUGUGUUUAUCACACCUCAAGAAUAGAGACCCCAAAAUGUGUCGGGUGGCAUUAGAAUCCUUAUAUCGGCUGUUAUGGGUGUACAUGAUCAGAAUUAAAUGCGAAAGUAAUUCCGCCACCCAAUCCCGUCUGCAAAGCAUCGUCAACUCUCUGUUCCCCAAAGGAUCUAAAGGAGUAGUACCACGUGACAUGCCGCUAAACAUUUUCGUCAAAAUAAUACAGUUUAUAGCACAAGAAAGGCUUGACUUCGCGAUGCGAGAAAUUGUUUUUGACCUACUCAUGGUAGGAAGACCUAUCAAAAUUAUACUGACUCCAGAAAGAAUGUCUAUCGGUCUCCGAGCCUUUCUGGUUGUAGCGGAUAGCUUACAGCAGAAAGAAGGGGAGCCACCGAUGCCUCGGACAUCGGGAACCCUUCCUUCUGGGAAUACACUGCGAGUGAAGAAAACGUUCUUAAAUAAGAUGUUGACGGACGAGACCGCACGGUCUAUUGGCAUGAGCCCGUACUUCCCGUACGUUAGACGAGUGCUGGUCGAGAUACUAAGAGCUUUGGACGCACACUAUGGUCGGCCGUUGAUGCUGACCAACACGCAGAAUGUGACGAAGGAACAGGAGAUCAAUACUGGGGAGAGGAAGCCCAGAAUUGAUCUGUUUAGGACUUGUGUUGCUGCCAUACCAAGACUGAUUCCCGAGGGUAUGAGCUCAAGUGAGUUGGUGGACCUCCUGAGUCGACUCACCGUUCACAUGGACGAAGAGUUGAGGGGCCUCUCCUUCCAAAGCCUUCAGACUCUGAUUGUGGACUUCCCCGAGUGGCGGCAAGAUGUCCUCGCAGGGUUCACGCAGUUCCUAGCCAAAGAAGUUCAGGACACGUCACCGCAACUAGUGGAAAACGGUCUUCGGAUGCUGUUACAACUGCUAACUAGUUGGAAGAACGGCGAGCCCACAGUGAGCAGUGUUCCUACAAAGCAAGAGCCCUUGGCUUCUGUGAUCCGCGGCGCCGAAGCCCUGGGCCUUGUGAUGUUGUGUCAGUGUAAGGCGUACCCGAGGCGGCUUGCUGUGCAUGUGCUAAGGGAGGCCAAAUAUCUACUAGAGAAACUACAACUGACCCGUGACGAGCCCGCGUUGAUUGAUGCGGCUGACGCACAUACAGCGUACUUCGCGGAGAAAUGUCUGCCGUUACUGCCACCGGCGGAGAAGGGAGCCAUCUUCACGGCAGGACAGAUCGACCUCGUGUGGCUAGCUGAGAGAAGCCAUGCGGUCUGGACUGCAGGUAUUCAACAUGACGAAACUUCGAGUAAGAAUAGUUGGAGCGGCAGCGCUUCCAACGGCGCUGAUCCUUGGGAGGUGGUAUUGUUCGGUCUGUUGGAAAGGAGUAGGGUACCAGCCCGGUGCCCUUCCACUAUCCUGCAAGCAUGGCCCAUUCUGCACGCCAGGAUACAUGCACUUUUCACCAUCAUAGAACCAGCACCUGUGAAUGACAACCGAGCGUCAUUGCUAUCACGUGGGCCGGCCUUGCCGAGAAAACCCGAGAAAGAACGAGACGGAUACAUGCAAGUUUGGAAGUACUACAUGACAAUGGCCUACCUAGUAGUGCCGGCUGUACCAAGCCCAGUUAUCCGCUGCGCGAGUCCAGACCUUAGUCUGAGUAGCACUGAGGCGGAGGGGUGGGUCGGCCUGGCCGCGCUGAGCUCGUCCAGCGAGAGCCUCAACGCGCCCGGCGGCUUCUUCACGCUGCCCUUGAGCUAUGCGCGCGCGCACAGACAACACAAACGAACGAGCUCGUCUCCUGAUUCGCUGAGCGAGCGCAGCGGCGGCGAGGCGCGAGGCGUGCAGGCGUCGCCGGGAUCCCUGCACAAGCUAGCUGUGCCUCUCGCAAGGUGUGAGGUGCCUGAAGUCCGGGACGCAGCCGUCGCCGCCUGCGGGAACAUCAACCCAGACGCAUUAAAGGAUUUGAUGGAAGAAUUGCUUCCUCUGCUGCGUGAAGCCGUAGAUCGUAAACAAGAGAACAUGCGCCGACGUCGACGGCGGGACGCGCUGCGACUACACCUCAAUAAGAUGUUACUACUUAUCGCUCAGAAGAAAACUUUCGCUAACAGUGCGUUCGCCUUAGAGGGAGGCAGUUUACACCCAACCCUCACGGAGUACCUUGACGGAGUGCGGCAGUGCCUCGAAGUGGAAGCUGAGAAGGAUGCGCCCGCCGCCCGAGAACAACGCAUAACAUUCGCUGACUUUACCACAGAGCUCAUCAAGAGCUUCCCAUUGGAGAUGUACGGGUCUCUGAUGAAAAAGGAACUACUCCGGAGCCUAUUCUCGCUGUUCUCGGGCUGGUGCGGACCGCUGGCCAGGCACCUUGGCACACUUGUGCCCCAGUCGGCACAGCAUGAGAAUGACGAACGGCUCAACUUAUCCGCUCUGAAAGCUAUGAGCGCGUUGGUUUGCUGCGGUCCGUGCUUCGCUCCCUCAGCACUGGCGGAAGACGGGUCACUCUACCCGUGGCUAAGCGAGAUGCUAUCUUCCACUCAUGACAAGAUAUACGAGUUGGCACGAGAGACUAUAGUGCUGCUUCUAGACUGCAACCCCGACAUUGGACCGCUCUUGGACUGGACCGUUGACAAAUGCUUCACGGGAACAGCACGAGUAGCUGACGGCUGUUUUAUGGCUCUCGCUACGAUAUUCAGCGCAAGGGAGUAUCCGUGCGACCACUACACGGCCAUCAUAAACGUGACUCUGAUGUGCACUGGAUGUCCUCGCGCACCCGUGCACGAGAGUGCGUUACAACUUCUGCAGCUGUUGGACAAGCGAUUCUUCGGCACCGUGGGACCGCUGCCCUCGGAUGAUGACGCCGGUUCAGAUAAAGGCCGAGGCACAUUAGACGCGUUGUUAUGCACAACGUACUGCCGCUCACAGCUGUAUCUGUCACGUCAGCUCUCCCAGCUACACCCAGAACUCACCAUGCCCAUGUUCUCAGAGAUUACGGCAAGGUUCCAGACGGCUCGAACAGAAGUCCGUCAACUCCUGCUACAAUACCUACUGCCGUGGCUCGUCAAUAUUGAGCUAGUGGAUCCCAACGUGCCACCGGCGAACCCGCUCUCCUAUAUACAGUACUACGCGGCAGAAGCCGGCCGCAGCGGCCGACGGGAAGGGCUGGGUUCUGCUGAAGCUACAGAGAUGGUCCUCAACAAUCUAUUCUAUAUAACUGCCAAGUUCUCCGACAAACACCCCAAAGAGAUUGAGGAGUUGUGGUCGACGCUGUGCGCUUGCUGGCCCAACAAUCUCAAAGUCAUCAUUCGCUACCUCAUCAUCGUGUCGGGCAUGGCGCCCAACGAGCUGCUGCCCUAUGCGAAACGCGUGGUGCUGUACCUCGCACGCUCACGACCAGAGAGGCUUCUCGACGAGAUGAUGACAGAACUCCAGACGGUGGAAACGCUGAACUGUCUUAUCGAGCGCACUGAGACACCGCCCUUCUAUCGGCUGACGUCCAUGAGGAAAGCCACCUCGGGACAUAGCGAUGGGCCCUGCACCGGUUCACAGGACGCUACGGGCAGGACUGGGGAGCUGGCACCCGUCGAAAAAGGCACUAUACACACAAAGAGGCACAGCGGUGAAGACCCUGCUAAAGCCAGUGGUGCCAAAGCGCCUGAGACCCCUAACGCAAGGGCUCAAGAUAAACGUUCGUCUGCCCCACCGUGUUCAACGCCACCAGCUGAUGAGGAACCGCCUCCACCUUCAGAUGGUGACGCUACACCGACGGGCAUGUGCCCAGAGGCAGGGCUAGUGCCUCCCGCAGGCAGCGCGCCGGCCACGCCGAACGACGCUCGCAUGGACGUGCCUCAGCCGCGGCCGCUGCCCAUGCCCGAAUACGGAGGCUUCUUCGCACUGCUCACCGAGUACUUGCCGGAUACCAGCCAGCCUAUCUCGGGCUUCCAUCGAUGCAAUGUAGCUGUGAUGCUACUCUGCGACGUAGUGCUGGACGGCGUUGAGCUUGACUGGUCCAUCCACGUGCCGCUCAUGCUACACAUCGUGUUCCUCGGAAUGGACCAUACCAGGUGGAUAGUUCACCAACAUUGCCGGCAGCUACUGCUGAAUCUCCUAGUAGCGGUGGCGGCACACCACGAUCACCUGACGGUAGCGCGGGUGUUGCUUGCCAGUCGCUCGCAUCAACUAGGGCUUGGAGUCCCACCACCCGCGUUGCCUUUGGUACCACAUAACUUUACCGAGCCAGACGCAGCUUUUGACAGCCACCCGCAAUGUGCGCACUCACCGCGAUCUCACGCACGUUCCUUGAGCUCCGACCCUCAAGUGACGCCCGAAGGUGAAUGUGACAAUUACCCGUCGCUCCCAGUCAUAGUGACAGGCGAGGCGGACGCGGAACCGCCGGCGCAAGAGACCACCACUGAAGCUGAGUCCACUGAGUUACCGAUAGCUGACGUCAUCAAGUCAUUAGUGCACUUCCUCGCUAACAGACCCUUGCUGAUGCCGCUGUGGCAGUAUGAAGAUAUCACUGCUAAAGUAUGGACACUACGCAGCUGCCAGCAGAUGGCGACACUCCUGCGGCACGUAUUGCGCGUGUUCCGCGAGUCUCUGCCGCACGCGCUCAUCUCCGAGCGCUGGGCGCAGACGGCGUUACAACUCGGCCUCUCGUGCCCUUCGAGACAUUACGCCGGAAGAUCGCUGCAGGUGUUUCGCUUCAUAGGCGUGGCCAUGACGGGUCGCAUGGUUUCCGAUAUCUUAUCCCGCCUAGUAGAGACAGUCGCCGAGCAAGGCGAAGACAUGCAAGGCUAUGUCACCGAGUUGCUUCUCACGCUCGAAGCCGCUGUGGACUCGCUCGAGUCCAACUUCAGGCCUUUGGACUAUAUGAGGGACAUCUUCAAGUCGACACCCAAUCUCAAUAAUAAGGACGGUGGUCAACCGACCAAUGGAAGUCCUUAUACUGCGGGCAAGCGAUCUCCGGGAGUGUGCGUGGGCUGUGUGACGAAUCACACGCGAAGUACGAGUUACUCGGUGUCCUACUGCCUGCGGAAGAACAACGCCCCGCCGCCCAACACCGACAAGCAGCAACACGCUGAACGGGCUCGUCCGUGCAGUGAAGCAGCGAAAGGCGUUUGUUCGAACCUGUGCCGGUCACGGUCAGCUCAAUCCCUCAAGUUGCUCGGCGAUAGCGCUACACAGCUCCCCGGUGCGUUGUUGCAGGACGACAAGCUAACUAUACUAGCUACGCUGUUCUGGGUGGGGGCGUCGCUCUUAGAGUCGGACUAUGAGCACGAGUUCCUACUAGGCGUCAGACUGUUGGCGCGAGUCAUGUCGAGAUUGCCCCUUGACCGGCCUGACGCGAGGGAACGAUUGGAUCGAACUCAAGCGCAUACCUCGCCUUCUCUACAUGCGUUGCUGCUCAAGGGCUGUACACACCCCAAUACUUACGAACCUGUAGUCGGAGUGUUGGUAGACAUGAUACCUCUACUGGAGUUACCGGUCAUCGACCCCACGCAGUCACUCGCCUUCCCCAUGACCGUGGUAGCAUUACUGCCGUACAUGUUACUACACUACGAAGAUGCGAACGAACUGUGUGUACGCGCAGCCUGUCAUAUCGCUCAGUUCACAGCAGAGAAGAGCAAGAAGCUAGAGAAUCUCGGCACGGUGAUGACGCUGUACUCGCGGCGUACGUUCAGCAAGGAGAGCUUCCAGUGGACCAAGUGCGUGGUCAAGUACCUCUGGGACACCUACUCGCAUCUCUCGCAGCAGAUGUUGGCGUUCCUUGUCGAGGUCUUGGAAAAGGGCUCAGCGAACUUGCAGCUGCCAGUGCUAUCCAUCCUGCACUGUAUGCUGUACUACGUGGAUCUGAAUGCUCCCGCCGCUCAACCCGUCAACGCCGACCUGCUGAGAGCUGUCGCCAAGUUUAUCGACGUCACGGUCCAAGAUAGUAAUAAUUAUAAAGAGGCUAUGAAGAUAUUGAAGCUGGUGGUGACUCGGUGUUCAACCCUCGUGGUACCUCCAUACUGGGACAACCAUGCUUCCUCGAUCCUCGACACGGAAUUACAUGGCAAGAAGGAACUGCCGGGGCGGACUAUGGACUUCACCUUCGACCUUUCACAAACGCCUGUCAUUGGUCGGAAGUAUCUCCCUAAAGCGGGAAGCCAGCCCGCUACGGGGCCUAGCUCCCUGUCUAACGCAUCGAGCGCCACUCCCGACAAGGGCUCGUUGACAUCCCAAUCGGGUUCAGCCUCAACCGUGGUAGGCCCCGAGAUCGGCGGCGGUAACAACACGACGCAGCCUCAGAGCGCGACCUCGCCGCGACGCUCGCUCUCUCUAUCGCCCGCUGACGCUCUGGCUUCGGGCUGGAAAAGGCCCUGGAUGUCACAGAGUCGUGUCCGAGAGUGCCUGGUGAAUCUGCUGACGACAUGCGGCCAACGCGUUGGUCUACCCAAGAGCCCGUCCGUGAUAUUCAGCCAAAGUUCAGAGUUGUUGGAGCGCGAGUCCUCAAUGGCGUCCUCUCUAGAAGAAGUUUCUGGCACUCCGGGCAAUGAGCCUUCUGGCGGAGCGCCCCCCACUGACCACUUCGGCGUCUUCAAGGAUUUCGACUUCUUGGAGUACGAGAGUGAAAGUAUCGAGGGUGAAAGCUCAGACAACUUCAACUGGGGUGUCCGGCGACGGCUGCCGAGCGAGGAACGCGACGACAUCGCUGGCAUCGAACGCAGCCCACCGCCGCAGAUGACGCGGGUACCCGACACCCCUGUUGGCAAACCGAACGUUCACGAGGAUUCAUCGGAUGAGGAAGGUGGUUGGGACGACGGCGCGAGCGGGUCGAGGGGCGAGGGAGACGCGGGUGCCACGCACGAGAUGGUGCUGCGUCCGCGCACGCAUUCCUUCUCCAGCGCCUCUAGUGGAGAACCUGAUGGUGACCGCGGCGACGUGACACCCGUGCCGGGCGUGACGCCCGUGCUGCGUGACGCGUGGCGCGCGUCGGUGACGGCGUUGCUGCGACACGCCGCACUAAUGCCGCCGCUAGCACUCGUGCAUAGACUGCAUACGGUGUUGAAGGAGGUGACAUGUAAAACGGUAUCACUAUGCUGCUCCGGAGCUGCGGCGGGCGCCGGAGCCCUGGCAGGCGAGUUGAGCGGAGUCCUAGAGCGCGCGGGCGAGGAGCCCCCACUUCUGUGGGCCGGCCCCGCCGCCGCCGACUGCGCCCGAGUGCGGGACGCCGUCCGGUUCGCAGCGCUCGAGAUGCACGAACAUCUUGACACGUACUUCGAUCGACGAGAGCAUGCACUUGAGGUUCUAGAACUUUCAAGAGGUGCAAGCGACGAACUGGCGCGAUCCUUGUAUCGUCUAAUCUUCCAAUUGCUUCUACUGUUGGAGACCAACAACAAAAUGAUAGUAGCUGUGUACACUGCCGCUUUGGAGAACAAGGGCGUGGAGAUGAGCGGCGCGGUAUGUGCAGUUCGCAAUCAGCUGGCAGCGAGCGCGGCCGAGGCGUGGGCCGAGCUGUCGCCCGCGCCGCAUGACGACGCCCGGCUACUGCAUCUCAUACAGCGACAGAAGUGGGGCGCGGCGCUGGCAUUAGUGCGCGAACGCAACGCUGAACGCAUCCUAGAGAGAGGUGAACUGCCAGAAGAUGACGUCACCACGUUACUGCACAUAUACUGCAAGGGACUCGCUCAGGCACAGCCAGACAUGGUGGCAAUUACGCGACCGGUACACGAGCUGUCGCAGAACUUAUCCUUCAUGAUGGAGAGCCUCUACAAGGUGUCAGUGGCCUUGCAGCGUCAGGAGUACGGCUGAGGCAGCCCCGCGCCCCACGCCGCCGCCGACACUCGCGCCUACUCCACUACGUUAUAACAACAUCAUCACUAAUUAAUAUUCAACUAAAUAACUAUUUGUGUUACCACUACAUUAAUGUUAGAUGCCAAUAGUUGCAAUAUAUCCUAAUAUAGAAUUAUUGCUACUUUAACUAAUGGUGGCCUACAGUAAAAUGUUAAACUUUACCCAUUCAUAUAGAGAGCGUUCAUGAGAUAGCUUUCAGUCUGAUGUAAUUUAGACCCUAAACGAUAUAUCACUAUGAAUCAUAUACUCAAGUAGCAUAUUAGAUAGCGAACGAAUUUAAGCAUUUAGACAUAGUAAGGCCAAGCCCACUCUAUGUCAGACUCCAGAUCAAUUUGUUCCCAGGACUAUAUGAGCUUAUUGUAUCGCGCAUAUUUUGCUAUUUAGUCUGUAUUUUACUAAUAGUUUUCCAUAUCACCAUUUUUAGUAAUUAAUGACAAUUGACAAUUUGCAGCGGCGAAGCGUAUUUAAUAAAAUCACACUAUAAUAAUUAAUGGAAAUCGAUAUAAUAUACUAAUAAAUUAAAGUACUAAGUUUUCAAUAUAACUGAUCUCAGGUAGUGUAUAAUAAAUAUGUGCUUUAGAAAAAACUAUGACGAUGGCCGGUCCGGCGAGUGGGCGCCCGUCGCACCAUCGACCAAAUAUUUGAAUGUUAUUAUAAUGUGUUGACUUCACCCGGGUGAAGUCGCCUCCGUCGUCUCGUAACGCGACGCCUCACGCUUAUUACCACAACACUAUUUAGUGUUACUUCUACGCCGUUUAUCACUCUCUUUAUUUUAUUUCUACGCUGUUUUAUUUCAUGCUAACAGCAUUAUUUAUAAUAUUUUUUUAACCUUUCAUUGUGACAUGUUUACUUUUGUAAUAAUGUGGAUAACAUACUUAUUUAUUAUUUUGUAUUAAUUUAAUGACGAUGGAUUUUGUUUAUGUUAGAUUUGAGAGCUAAGAGGGACUGCAUUAUAAUUAUAUUAAUUUAUGGGAUUAGUAAAAAUUAUUGUAUAUUUAUACACAUAUAUAUUUUUAACCAAAUUAUAAUCACAACAAAAUAUAAGGACAGUCCAAUAUGUGUAUCUAACAUAAACAGGGUCUGUAUAAAAAAUAAUUGUAAUAAUUAUGUACUAAUUUGUAACCAAUUGUAAAAUGUAUUUAAAUGAAAUAAAUAAAUACAAAUUGAA